Messenger RNA from Aquila chrysaetos chrysaetos, 1857 nucleotides. RefSeq names its product leucine rich repeat containing 34 (gene LRRC34). The coding region runs from base 104 to 1429 and encodes 441 amino acids. Lineage: Eukaryota; Metazoa; Chordata; Aves; Accipitriformes; Accipitridae. Gene Ontology annotation, molecular function: protein binding. The record is from RefSeq and is a predicted model, not a curated record. The transcript has 12 exons.
GGGGAAGGGCCCGGGAUGCUCUCGGCCACGGAACGCUGUUAACCUUGGAGCGCAGCCCGGCCACGCCACGGGACGGAGGGUGCGGGCGUCGAUUGCUCAGGUCAUGGCAGUUCGUCCAGAUCUUCGCCAGCACUAUGUGCGGGCCUGUCAAAACGUGGGCCAGCCUGAAAACCCCUUCAUUGCUCACGUACUUCAAGAAGCCGAUGAAAAUGAUAAAAGCAGAGGGACAAAAGGGAUCACAUUAAAAAUAGCUGGAAAUAAUCGUCUAGUGCCUGUGCAGAGAGUUACAGAUGAUGAUCUUCAAGUUCUUGCCUCUGUCUUACGCAGUACUGUGUUCGUCACAGGUUUGGAUCUUAGGUAUAAUGUAUUGACUGAUGCUGGAGCAAAGAACAUGGCAACGUUCCUCCAGGAAAACUGCACUCUGCGGUACCUUAACCUGAUGUUUAAUGACAUUGGCACAAGCGGAGCAGAGCUGAUAGCAAGAGCACUCCAUAGGAAUGAAACUCUUGUGUAUUUGAGAAUGACUGGAAACAAAAUAGGAAACAAAGGUGGGAUGUUCUUUGCUUCAAUGCUACAAAUUAAUUCAACCUUAGAGAAGCUGGAUCUUGGAGACACUGAUAUGGGUACGCAGUGUCUAAUAGCAAUAGCAACAGCCCUGACUGAGAACAAAUCAGUCAAAGCAAUAAACCUAAAUCGUCCUUUACUAUACAGCCAAGAGGAAGAGCCCACAGUUCAUGUAGCUCUGAUGUUGAAAAAUAACUCUUCUCUUGUGGAACUACACUUGGGCAAGCAUGAAAUGAAAAACUUUGGUGUAGAGCGACUGUGUGAGGCAUUGUAUGAAAACUCCAGCCUGAGAUACCUUGAUCUUAGCUGUAAUAAAAUAACCUGUGAUGGUGUAAAAUUUCUGGGAGAACUACUAAAACAGAACCAAACCCUGGAAAUCCUAGAUCUCAAUGCAAACCGAAUAGAAGAUGAUGGAGCGUUCUACCUGAGUGAAGCCUUGACCUUGUACAACAGGACUCUUCAGGCGUUGUCAGUAGUAAGCAACAAUAUAAGUGGCAAAGGACUUGUAGCUCUUUCAGAUGCAAUGAAAACAAACAUGGAACUUUCCUAUAUUUAUAUCUGGGGGAACAAAUUUGAUGAAGUCACCUGUAUGGCAUUUUCAGAAUUAAUUCAGAUGGGCCGCCUGAAACCUAAUUGUACAGACGUGGAACCAUAUGAAGUGGAUGGGCACGUUCACCUUGCAGAGCUCUCCCAUGGCCUUCAGAAGCAUUACUACUGGACACCAAGCUGUGGGGAGGUGACAAACAAAGAUGCUAAUGCCAGGCUGGCUAUUGCUGCGGUUUCAGAAUACUUGGCUGCUGCAGAGGAAAAGCUGCCGUUGCCCUUCCUGGGCUGUUGUGGUCUCUGCACUCAGGUUUCCACAUAGCAGGGAGAGCCCACAGGUAUUUGUAUUGCAUCUGCGCAGGCUGGAGUACAGCCAGCCAGAUCAAACUGACAAAAACCUACACCCAGGACUGCCGCUGGGCAGCAGCUUUGCUUGAGAGCAAAUCAGAUAUGCUGUAGAACAAGAUUCCUGCUGAAGCUGAGAGGUUUGGGUAAAUCCAUUUGUUGCUGCUGUGCUCUACAUACUCUCUCCUUUUACUUAGUAACUGCAUGCUCUUGACCUUUUUCCAAGAGUGACCUUUUUUUGAACCAAGUUAAGUGACCUUAAGCAUUAAGCCACUAUAAUGCUGGAACUUUAAAGCUAGUGAACCUAGUUUACUGGGAUAUAAACGGUAUUUUGAUUAACUUGCCGCAGGUAUAUAUUUCGUGUAGUACAACUGAAAACCACCACCAAACUUGGUGUCAUUAUUU